Molecule: messenger RNA, 1452 nt
Organism: [Torrubiella] hemipterigena
Lineage: Eukaryota; Fungi; Ascomycota; Sordariomycetes; Hypocreales; Clavicipitaceae
Source: the annotation of a GenBank genome assembly
AUGCCUGUUGAUUACAGUAAAUGGGACGCUCUGGAGCUCAGCGAUGACUCCGACGUCGAAGUCCACCCCAAUGUCGACAAGCGAUCGUUUAUCCGCGCCAAGCAGAAUCAGAUUCACCAGGAGCGCCAGCAACGAAAGACGAAAAUCGAAGCUUUAAAAUAUGAACUCGUGCUUCAUGAAGGUCUGCGCAAGCGUGUCAGCGCUCUGCUGUCCUCCCUUAAAGCACGGGCAGACCAGGCUGCCACCAAGAACCCUGCUGAGGUUGCGUUUGCUGCCGUCAUGGAGUCUGCCGGGCAACAAACGGAUGACAAGCUUCCUCCGCUACCCGAAGGACUUCACACUGAUCCCAACCAACCGAAAACUUACUCUGCUAUGCUCGCUGGUAUGCUCGACCAAGUUAAUAAGGCACUGGACGAGAAGAAGCCCGACGACCGAUACUCUUCCAUGGUGGCAGAAGUAGAGAGCCAUGAAGGACAAAUUAACACGCUUCUGAAGGAUUCAGCAGCUGAAUUACAAAAGUUGGAGCAGGAGGAUAAGCGAAAAAUCACAAGUGACUCCAUUCACACGGGCUUUGAUAGCUCCCAUGUAAACAAGACCACCUCGUCCGCCGAGUCUACAAAGGUAGAACUUUUGAAUCCAAGCUUUGAUACGUCUGGUGGAAGCUCGUCAAAGAAGUCUCAAUCGGCGGGUGGUGCUGCUUCUGCUGCUGACGAUGAUGACGAAGAUGCAGAGGCAUCUCCUGCCGGUAUCAAGUUUUCCCAAAUUGCUAGUAACAACUACUCAGCUAGCUUGGAUUUUCUGUCCAAGAACCCACAGAUUUUGACAGAGAAGGAAACAGACGGGCUGUUGGUCUUGGCCUUUGAUGCCGCAUUGGAGCGCAAGGAUGACCUCUGCAGACAAUGUGUUCACCAGGCUCUGCUACUACAAUACUGCCGUGCCCUAGGCAAGGACGGUGUAGCGCUUUUCUUCAAGCGUGUUACCACUCAGGGACACCAAGCACAGGACUUGUUUAUCCGUGAUGUUCAAGAUACAUAUAUGCGUAUCAAGAACCGCGCGGCGGAGAUUGUGGCAGAGAGAGCAAACGAGCCCGAAGGUGUAGAACAGAUUCAACUGCACGCUGUUGAGCCUGGAACCGUCAUUAAUAUCAGUAUUCCCCCUGCCGACAGCGAAGAUACCGAAAUAAAGCGGGCUCGUGAGAUUUUUGAAGGUUUUGCGCCGGAGAUGAAAGCGGCUCUUGAGACUGGAGAGCUGGACAAGGUCAACAAGGUCUUGGGCGAGAUGAGCGUUGAAGAUGCUGAAGAACUUGUCAAUUUAUUCAGCGAGGCCAAUAUCCUCAGCAUGGAAGAACAGAUUAUCGAUGCGACUACCGAGCAAGGCAAACAGCAGCUUAAGGAGAUUGAACGAGCAGCCGCAGCGGCCGAAGAUGAGGGCCCGACUCCCGACCCCGAAUAA